AUGGCUGUUGGCUUAGCAAUCCGUAAAGACGACAAAGGUGAUUUGGCGUACAACGGCAAAAUCACAUGGUUUGUGUUUCUAUCGUCUGUCGUAGCUGCCACCGGUGGACUCAUCUUCGGCUACGACACUGGAGUUACCGGUGGAGUGACUUCAAUGGAGCCGUUCCUAGAGAAAUUCUUCCCGGGCGUAUACAGAAGGAUGAGAGAAGAUACGGAUAUAAGCAACUACUGCAAAUUCGACAGCCAGCUGUUGACAGCUUUCACUUCCUCAUUGUACAUAGCCGGCCUUAUAGCGUCCUUCUUUGCCUCGCCAGUGACGAGGGUGUUGGGCCGUCGAGCUUCCAUCCUAAUUGGUGGGGCCUCGUUUCUAAUGGGCGCUGCUUUAGGAGGUGCGGCUGUGAACGUGUACAUGCUGAUAUUGGGCCGUAUACUACUUGGAGUAGGGGUUGGAUUUACUAACCAGUCGGUCCCUUUAUACCUCUCGGAAAUGGCGCCCCCGAAAUACAGGGGAGCCUUCAACAUCGGCUUCCAGCUGUGCGUCGGCACCGGCGUCCUCCUCGCCAACCUCAUCAACUACGCCACACAAAAAAUCCGAGGCGGCUGGGGCUGGCGCAUUUCCCUAGCCAUGGCCGCCGCCCCAGCCUCAAUCCUCACCAUCGGCGGCAUUUUCCUUCCCGAGACCCCCAGCAGCCUCGUCCAACACGACACCAACAAUCUCGCCAAGCCAAAGAAGCUUCUCCAGAGAAUCCGAGGCGUCGAUGACGUGGAUGCCGAGCUGGCCGACCUCGUGUCCGCCAGCCGCGCCUCCCAAGCCACGCGCGCACCCUUCCGGAAGCUUCUGGAGCGCCGCUACCGCCCCCAGCUGGUGAUGUCGGUUGCCAUCCCCGUCUUCCAGCAGCUGACGGGGAUCAACGUCAUCGCCUUCUACGCGCCGGAGAUCUUCCGAACGAUGGGGUCGGGAGUCAGCGCGUCCCUGCUGUCGACCGUCGUCAUCGGCGUGGUCGGGACGGCGAUGACGGCCGUGUCCAUGCUGGCGGCUGACAGGGCGGGCCGCCGGUCAUUGUUUCUCAUCGGGGGGCUUCAGAUGCUGGGCCCGCAAGUGGCGAUCGGGAGUGUGCUGGCGGCCCGGCUGGGGGACACGGGGGGUCUCGGCGGGAGGGGUUACGAGGUCUCGGUUCUGAUACUGAUAUGCGUGUACGUGGCGGGGUUCGGGCUGUCGUGGGGCCCACUCGGGUGGCUUGUGACGAGCGAGAUAUUCCCGUUGGAGGUGAGGUCGGCGGCGCAGAGCGUGAACGUGGGGGUGGGGUUUUUGUUGAUAUUUGCGGUGGCGCAGGCGUUUCUGGCGAUGAUGUGUCAUCUGAAGGCGGGGAUAUUCUUCUUGUUUGCGGGGUGGGUGGGGGUGAUGACGGGGUUCGUGUACCUUUUCCUGCCGGAGACGAAGGACGUGCCGAUAGAGAAGAUGGAGGGGAUUUGGAAGGAGCAUUGGUUUUGGAGGAGAUAUGUUUGUGAUGAUGAUACUGAUCAUGAUGGUGUUCAAGGUGUGGAGUGUGAAUGA
Molecule: messenger RNA, 1554 nt
Organism: Striga hermonthica
Lineage: Eukaryota; Viridiplantae; Streptophyta; Magnoliopsida; Lamiales; Orobanchaceae
Source: the annotation of a GenBank genome assembly